UAAAAUAGCACGAACAAGCGCAGUGUUUUUUGUUGCUAUAAUUGUAUUAAUUAUCAGACUGUUUACUUUGCGCGUCUGCGCAUGCGUCAGGGGAUGUUUGAAGCUCGUCGCGAUGGCUGCCGACGGUACAGAAGAACUGUUAGGGUUGGUGGAGGAAUUUGUAUCGGGACAAGUUGACAGUUCAGCUGCAAAUGUCUCGAGAGGUGUCAAGACUGGACAUUUCUCCAUACUUCAGCUGGUUGAGGCACUUGGGUCGAGUUUAACAAGCUCUCAGACUCAUACUCGUGGCCGAGGGGUGCAGCUCCUAUCGCAAGUCCUGCAGGAAUGCUACAGCGGCCUUUCAGAGAGCGAAGUGAAGGUCCUGGUGGUGUUUUAUGAGAACAGGCUAAAGGAUCACUAUGCCGUCACUCCACACGUCCUCCGUGGACUCACCGCUCUGGCCAAGUGCACAGUGCUGCCUCCUGGUGCAGCGGUUUCUAUUCUGAAAGCCCUCUUCCAGGAUGUCAAUGUCCAGUCCCUGAUGCUGACAGAACGCUCGUGUGUCUACAACAUCCUCAUCAGCCUCAUGGACUCGAGAGAGGAAGAGCUGAAAGGUUUGGGUCCAGACUUUGUGUUUGGAUUUGUGCAGGCUGUCGAUGGAGAACGUGACCCUCGCAACCUGCUGCUGGCCUUCCAGAUAGCCAGAAACAUCAUCUACAGAGGUUAUGACCUCAAUCAGUUUACAGAGGAGCUGUUUGAAGUCACAUCCUGCUACUUCCCGAUAGACUUCACGCCUCCGCCCAACGACCCGCACAACAUCACGCAGGAGGACCUCAUCCUGGCUCUACGGGGCGUUCUUACAGGAACACCACGAUUCGCAGAGUUUCUGCUGCCGUUACUGAUCGAGAAGCUUGACUCUGACCUCCAGAACUCUAAGGUGGACUCCCUGCAGACGCUGGCUGCUUGUGCACCUGUUUACGGACACAAAGAGCUGGCCGAGUUCCUCCCAGGCCUCUGGUCCUCCAUACGCAGAGAGGUAUUCCAGACAGGGAGUGAGCGAGUCGAGUCAGCGGGUCUCUCUGCUCUUAGCGCCAUCACGUCAUGCCUGUCUCGCACCGUUCUCACGUCAGACUCGGGAGACACUCUGCAAACGUUUCUGGAGCUUGUCCUCAAAGAUUGUCAGCACCACCUGUGUGAGCCCGAUCUGAAGCUGGUGUUGCCGAGCGCGAAGCUGCUGCAGGCUGCAUGUGGUGCCUCCUACAGGGCAAGCCUCAUUGUGACGACGGCGGUUCUGCCUGUACUGUUUGAGCAGUACAACUCCAGAACUCAGUGUGCUCAUCGGCGCACUCUGUUGGAGGUGUUGCAAGGCUUCAUUCAGCCCACUGUGAGCAGCCGGCCUGCAGAACAAGAAGAGAACGUGCUGCUCCCUUUCCAGAAGGCUCUCAGCGGCGUGGUGUUUUCUGCUCUAACUGAGUCCAGUGCAAAUCUUCAAGUCACAGCUACAAAAGUUAUUACCACGCUGGCCCAGCAGUCUGGCCUUAUAGAGAAAACAGAUGUGGAAAUAACAGUGGAUCACCUUACAAGGCUGGUCUUAGAAGAGGAUGAUGCACAAGUCAGUUUGGCAGUUAUGAACUGCGCAGGAUCGAUGGCUCGUCUCCAUCCAGCCGUCUUCGCUUCCCGAAUGGUUCCGAAACUGAGGGAUCAAAUCUUCACAGAACCAACGGCUGAAGGAGACACUUCCUGUCUCAGACCGAGCCGAAGUAAAGCGGCAGCAAUGCAGCACUGCAUCACGGCUCUGGCCUCCAUCUCGUCUCAGCUGAGUUUGGUUCUGGAGAGCGUGCCUGUACUACUCCAGGUCUUAAAGGCUGUACACAAAGGUAACGGUGGUUUCUCAACAGAGGAGGCGAUUUGGGCGUGUCAUGGUCUGCGGAGGAUAGCCGAGCACGCUCACCACACGCUGGAAAUUGGUGACUUUUUCCACAAGGUUGUUAUUCCACAAUUACUGGGCGUAUCCCUCCAUGCAGCUCUGCAGAGUCAGAAGUGCUCUGGACACACGAGUCCCCUCACAGAAGAGGAGGUGCUGUCUUCUAUAGUUCCUGUCAUAAGCACAGCUUGUGCAGCAUUACAGCCAGCACCUGCUGCUCAAAUGGCUGCCCAGACAGUGUCCCUGUUCUUGGACGGAGAUGUGUCAUUCCUGCCAGAAAAUGCUUAUCCAAACCAGCUUCAGCUGCUCAAUAUCCAGUCAGACUGCUGCUCCCAGUCACAGCUCGUGUGUUUGCUAAUGGCCUCGGUGUGUUCCCUUUCACAACAGGUGGAGAUUCCUCACAUCGACAGGCUUCUAGUCCAGUUGGAGGAGCUGAUAUUCAUGUGUACACACUCGUUCUCCUACACAUCCGCUGCCAAGUGUUUUGCCGGCCUGAUCAACAAAAGAGCAGCAGGCCAAGCUCUGGAUGCUGUUCUGGAGAAGACCUUGAAAAGAAUAAAUAAGACGUUAGACUGUGAAUCCCCGGCGCAGCGAGUUCAAGCCUUCACUCUGCUAAUCUGGGUGGUAAAGGCUUUGCUUCUGCGCUACCAUCCUCUAUCUGUGAACUUAACUGACAAGCUUUUCUGCCUGCUGAGCGACGAUCAGUUAGGUUCUCAGGCAGCAGACAGUUUCUCGCUACUUAUGAGCGAUUCUCCAGAUGUGCUGAACCGCAGCUGCCAUGCCGACGUGCGCAUUAUGUACCGUCAGCGAUUCUUUACCGAGAAUUCGGCUAAACUCGUCCAAGGCUUCAACAGCGCAGAGCAAGAGAAGAGGUCUGUGUUUCUGAAGGCCUUGUCACACAUCGUCAAUAAUCUGCCCAGACAAGUGCAACUGACUGAGCUUCCAGCUUUGCUGCCCCUGCUUCUAGAAGCGCUGUCAUGUCCUGACGAGGCGGUGCAGCUCUCUACCCUCUCCUGCCUUCAGCCGCUUCUCCUGGAACCUCCACCUGCUCUCACCGCACAGCUGGAUUCCCUUUUCACCCGCCUGCUGGUUCUAACUACCAGCCCUGCCAUGAAAGCGAGGAUUGCCACGCUGCGCUGCAUCCACGCCCUCUCCCGCCUGCCUGGUCACAUGGUGUUGCCUUUCCGUGCCAGGGUCCUGCGCUGUCUCGCUAAGCCGCUAGAUGACAAGAAGAGACUUGUGAGAAAGGAGGCGGUGGCAACACGGAGCGAAUGGUUUUUGUUAGGGAGUCCGGGAGGAAGGUGAAGACGAGAGCACCGUUAUCCAUCAGAAAUGUUCACCCCCAGUCUCUUCCGCACAGUCCUACUCAUUUGCUUGCACCACAUCGCUCUAACUAAUUCCACACAAAGUAGAUCGAGGUAGACGUCUAGGCACAGGGAACAACUCAAGGAGGAAUAAAGGAAUGUACUAUUGAUAAAAUAACGCACUGAGGUGGGCGUGGAGCUCACUCCAACCAAGUAUUCUCCCUGAUCCGAGAUGAUUUCUGUUGCUUAAUGAUGAACAUGUUUUAUGUAAUGUUUAUACUUUUCACCAGUUUCCUUUUACACCAACAAAUAUGCUGCUUUCUCGUCCCGCACACACGUCCCUGUCAGUCUUGCCACUGAACCCAGAAACACGCACUAGCUUCAGAACGUCUGGACAUAAUGUUCAAUCAGCCAAGAAAAUGCCAUUCUGUGAGAUUCCACUUACGAGAGGAAAUCAAGAACUGAAGCGAAUUAUUUACGAUAUUGCCCAACUUACCAGUCCUACCUAGUCACAGCCAACUCGCUAGCUCAGCUUGCUAUCUAUAAUGAAGCCUGGUUAAUGCAGGUGAUGAUAAUCAGGGGGGUCUGCAGGGACCUCGGUUUGAUCCUGAUCUCAGGCUACCGUCUGUGUGGAAUUUGACCUGCUCUUGCUUUCUCAGGGUGAGGAGAAAUAAAAAUCAUGCUCUGGGUAGACUUAUACUUAGACUUAUCUUAGACUGGGUAGACGAUUAGCUUCGCUAAAUUUCCGCUCAGGGUGAAUUUAAAUAUCUACAAUACACACCACAGGGUGCAUCAUUCCCACCUCAUGCACGGUGUUUCCGGGAUACGCUCCAUGUCCGUUAUGAUCCUAACCAAGAUAAAGUUCUUUACUGAAGAUGAAGGCGUUAACAAGACUCAAAAAAGGCAUUUCACUUCCUACAGACUCGGUUGGCAUCGCACUUCUAUCCCACAAAGAAAAAAAAUGGCAUUUUUUAGGAACUUUAACUUACCUUAAAAAAACAUGGAGGCCACAAGUAUUAGAUUCUAUGUUCCAUACAUUAUAAACUUUGUUUUCAGUUCUCAGAGCCGUAGUGUUGAUUUAUUAUUUUUCAUUUCACUGGAAAGACUAACUCAAGAAACCUUAUGCCAAGGAUAUAGUGGAUGAUAUUUACAUGUCAAUACAUCUUUGUAAAUGUGUAAAACGGAAAUAAACCUCAUUAUUAUACUGGUGUAAA
Tachysurus vachellii is the source of this 4421-nucleotide messenger RNA. It is a transcript of the gene mms19, whose product is annotated as MMS19 homolog, cytosolic iron-sulfur assembly component. The transcript is spliced from 31 exons. NCBI's taxonomy places the organism in Eukaryota, Metazoa, Chordata, Actinopteri, Siluriformes, Bagridae. Gene Ontology annotation, cellular component: cytosolic [4Fe-4S] assembly targeting complex; MMXD complex. Bases 113 to 3208 code for a protein of 1031 amino acids. Gene Ontology annotation, biological process: iron-sulfur cluster assembly. The record is from RefSeq and is a predicted model, not a curated record.